UAGAGAAUGGGGUUGGGGAGGCCCCGCAGCACCCACUCUUUGGCCUUACCCUAGCCAGGUCCCCUUUAUCUUCCUGCAGCUGCCUCCGAAGGGGAAGCGCAGCCCUUCCCUAUAGCCCCGCUCCACCACGCACAGGUUCGGGCUAGUCUAGGGCGGGGACUUGGGAGCGCCUUCCAGUUGCGCGAUGGGCGGGGACGCAGAUCCAUCUCUUUAAGGUCCAGAAUUGCCCCGAGGUGCCUGGACACCGCAGGUGGUUCUGGGCGGUCCGGAGUGUGGAGUGUCACCCCGGACCGGGAUCCCACUCGCCUGUGCUGCUCCGAGCGCCAUGGGCCGCUACCGCAUCCGCGUGGCCACCGGAGCCUGGCUCUUCUCCGGGUCGCGCAACCGCGUGCAGCUGUGGCUGGUCGGGGCGCGCGGGGCGGCGGAGCUGGAGCUGCAGCUGCGGACGGCUCGGGGAGAGGAGGAGGAGUUUGAGCACGACAUCCCCGACGACUUGGGGCCACUGCAGUUUGUGAAGCUGCGCAAGCACCACUCCCUGGUGGACGACGCGUGGUUCUGCGACCGCAUCACCGUGCAGGGCCCCGGGGCCUGCGCCGAGGCCGCCUUCCCGUGCUAUCGCUGGGUGCAGGGACGGGGCAUCCUGAGCGUGCCCGAGGGCACCGCCCGCCUGGCAGGAGCCAAUCCCUUGGAUGUGUUCCAGAAGUAUCGAGAGAAAGAACUAGAAGAAAGACGGGAGAUCUACCGCUGGGCCUCCUGGAAGGAAGGAUUACCCCUGACAAUAGCUGCAAACUGCAAGGACGAUCUACCUCCAAAUGUGAGAUUCCACGAGGAGAAGAGACUGGACUUUGAAUGCACACUGCACGCAGGGGUUCUAGAGACCACCCUCAAGCGUGUUUAUACCCUCCUGAGCUCCUGGAACCACCUGGAGAAUUUCAAUCAGAUCUUCUGGGGCCAGAAGAGCAUGCUGGCUGAAAAGGUUCACCAGUGCUGGCAGGACGAUGAGCUUUUUGGCUACCAGUUCCUCAACGGCGCCAACCCCAUGCUGUUGAGACGUUCCACAUCUCUGCCCUCCCGGCUAGUGCUGCCCUCAGGGACAGAGGAGCUUCAGGCCCAGCUGGAGAAAGAACUCCAGAACGGUUCCCUGUUUGAGGCUGACUUUAUCCUGCUGGACGGGAUUCCAGCCAAUGUGAUCCGAGGAGAGCAGCAGUACCUAGCUGCUCCCCUUGUCAUGCUGAAGAUGGAACCCAAUGGGAAGCUGCUACCCAUGGUCAUUCAGCUCCAGCCUCCCAACUCUAGCUCCUCCACCCCACCACUGUUCCUGCCCUCAGAUCCUCCACUUGCUUGGCUUCUGGCAAAGUCCUGGGUCCGAAAUGCAGACUUCCAACUGCACCAGCUUCAAUAUCAUUUGCUGAACACUCAUCUGGUGGCUGAGGUCAUCGCUGUUGCCACUAUGAGGUGCCUCUCAGAACUGCACCCUCUCUUCAAGCUCCUGGCCCCCCACACCCGAUACACUAUGGAAAUCAACACCCGGGCCCGGACCCAGCUCAUCUCAGAAGGGGGUAUAUUUGAUAAGGCUGUGAGCACAGGAGGAGGGGGCCAUGUGGCCUUGCUCCGUCGAGCAGGGGCCCAGCUGACCUACUGCUCCCUCUGUGUUCCUGACGACCUGGCUAACCGGGGCCUGCUGGGACUCCCCUGUGCUCUCUAUGCCCAUGAUGCUUUACGGCUCUGGGAGAUCAUUGCCCGGUACGUGGAGAGGAUCGUCCACCUCUUCUACCAAAGGGAUGAUAUCGUGAGAGGGGACCCUGAGCUGCAGGCCUGGUGUUGGGAGAUCACUGAGGUGGGGCUGUGCCAGGCCCAGGACCGAGGUUUCCCUGUUUCCUUCCAGUCCCGGGCUCAACUCUGCCAUUUCCUUACCAUGUGUGUCUUCACCUGCACUGCCCAGCAUUCAGCCAUCAACCAAGGCCAGCUUGACUGGUAUGCCUGGGUCCCUAAUGCCCCAUGCACAAUGCGGAUGCCCCCACCCACCACCAAGGAAGACAUAACAAUGGCCACAGUGAUGGGGUCACUACCUGAUGUCCGGCAGGCCUGUCUUCAAAUGACCAUCACAUGGCAUCUGGGUCGGCGGCAGCCAGACAUGGUACCUCUGGGGCACCACAAAGAAAAAUAUUUCUCAAGCCCCGAAGCGAAGGCUGUGCUAAACCAAUUCCAAACAGAUUUGGAAAACCUGGAAAAGGAGAUUAUAGCCCGGAAUGAGCAACUUGACCUGCCCUAUGAAUACCUGAAGCCCAGCCGCAUAGAGAACAGUGUCACUAUCUGAGCCCUUAAGCUGCCCCCACCUGGAAGACUUCAGACCAGCUCCAGAACUGGUAUUUCCAU
Molecule: messenger RNA, 2376 nt
Organism: Loxodonta africana (African savanna elephant)
Lineage: Eukaryota; Metazoa; Chordata; Mammalia; Proboscidea; Elephantidae
Gene: ALOX12
Product: arachidonate 12-lipoxygenase, 12S type
Exons: 14
Coding region: 326-2317 (663 amino acids)
Biological process (GO): hepoxilin biosynthetic process; linoleic acid metabolic process; lipoxygenase pathway
Cellular component (GO): cytosol; sarcolemma
Molecular function (GO): linoleate 13S-lipoxygenase activity; iron ion binding; arachidonate 12(S)-lipoxygenase activity
Source: RefSeq, a predicted model, not a curated record